GUUCCAAUUUAUCAAUUUAAACUUGAUGAUUCUGUUGAGCCUUCUAAACGAAAGUUUGACCAUGACUUGGAAAAUGAGAUGCGAGUUGGCGAAGAACUUUAUUAUCACAGCACCUACAACCCACGCUAUAUUCAAGAGUUAAAUGCUGCUUUGGUUAAAACGGGGAUUAUUCCAGACAAUACAAUUAAAAAAAAUCUUAUUAUUAAGGACAAUUUUAAGAAUACUAAAUUUUAUAAAUUCGGUUUAUUAUUUCUCAAUGAGCGGGAAAAGUAUUCACGAAAAGACAUUUUUGAACUUCCUUCCUCGUUGCGAAAUACUGUCUAUAAAAUAUCCCUUCGAACUGGAUUUCAUUUGGCCGGUGACCUCUUUAAAGAACCAAUUAAAAAAGGUAUUGAGCGAAAAGAAAAGGAUUUUUGCCUAGAAAAUUUCAAAAUAAAUGUUAUCAAAAAAGCAAUUUAUAAACUUGAUUUUUAUUCCUUUUCUAAUCUGAAAAAAUAUUUUCCUAAUUUGAAAACACUUAACGAAUUUAUUACUAAAAAAGAGUACCUUGGAGAUAUCAAAAUAACUAUUUCCGGGCUUGGCUCGCAUUUAUCUUCCAAAAAUUCAGAAUGGAGGGGUAGUAAAAAAUUCCAACCGCAUCUAAUUAAAGAUAAAAUUAACGAUAAAACCCUUAAUUUUGCCGCCAAUGAAAGUAAUGAUAAAGAAUUUGAAAAGCAUUUCGUUAAAUACCUGGCUAAAUUAUAUGCUAAACUUAAAGAAAAAUACGAGGAAGUUUAUUUAAUUCGGAAUGAACGGUUUUUUAAACUUUAUGAAUUUGCCGAUGGAAAGCCUCUGGAACCUGAUUAUGUAUUAUUUUUGCAGCAAAAAGAAGUUCCUAAAAUUCUGUAUUAUCAAGUAUUUAUCGAGCCCAAGGGCAGUUAUCUGAAAGAGAAAGAUGCUUGA
Funneliformis geosporum is the source of this 942-nucleotide messenger RNA. Lineage: Eukaryota; Fungi; Glomeromycota; Glomeromycetes; Glomerales; Glomeraceae. The record is from the annotation of a GenBank genome assembly.